Messenger RNA from Trematosphaeria pertusa, 686 nucleotides. RefSeq lists its product as uncharacterized. NCBI's taxonomy places the organism in Eukaryota, Fungi, Ascomycota, Dothideomycetes, Pleosporales, Trematosphaeriaceae. The annotation marks the transcript as partial. The record is from RefSeq and is a predicted model, not a curated record. The transcript has 2 exons.
UAUUUCCAUCCCCAAAUCGAAAGAACGACCCUAGAAAUCAAGCACAAACCCCCAAACCGCACCCAGCAACGACCACUCCACCUCGGCCGCCAUGGCAGACACCACAAACGACUCCGCCGCCUCCCAAGAGCCCCCGCCCCCAGCUUCAGACGCACCUCAGCCGACCCAGCAGCGGCGCUCCUCCAUCGGCAAGGUAGUAGACGCCAUCAAGAAACCGUUCCACCACGAGAAAGAGCCCACGCCGCCCGCGCUCCAGGAAGCGAUUCAGAAAAUGGAGCAGCGGAAGGAGCACACGGCGCAUCGCAUGGAGGAUGAGGGGAAGGACACGGCGUUGCUGAGUGGGAAGCGGAAGGACCUCGUGAAGCAGCUGACGUGAUGGAAUGGGGGACAGGGAGGGGGGAAUGGGUGGGAAGAAACGGAUGCACAAAUUGGAACGGGGAGGGUCGAGACUACUAAAUUGGUGCUCGGCGCGGAUGAGUUAAUUUGCUGCGGAAUGAGACAGGGUGUUGACAGACUGAUAUGUAGCCAUUCUAUUUUGGAGGGAUUCAUGCAUUUUUUACGGCCGAUAGUCUCGUAGCUACGAUGAUACUAGGCGCAGUGGAUGGCAAGUUGAACACAGUAUCCAAAUGCUAAGUGGGCUCGUAGGAUUGGUAAUACCGUCUGCUAUGACUAAAAAGCUCGAAUUG